AUGGAUGACUGGGAUCCUUUCGCGGACCCCAGUGACACGCAGACGCCGGCACAGCCGGAAAGAGCUGAGCCAGUUGAGCGAGUUGAGACCUCCGCCAAACGAAAGCCUGCAGAUGACAUUUUUGCCGCCUUCCGCUCGCUAGACCUAGCUGCAAAGCCCGCGGUUGCUGCGGAUGAAGCUGAUGUGCACAGGAGCUUGGACGAGCUUUUCAGUGUAGAUGAUGCAGAUGUGGAGUCUCUCCGGAAGGCCGUCGCAGGCCUUCCGAAGGGCGGCAACUGCCAUUUAAAAAAGUGGCUGCGCUCGAUGCCUAUGCUAGAGGCUCCUUCCUGCAGCAACCUGCUGGGGCUGCUCAUUGAUGAAUGCCUUGGUCUUUCGUCCGAUCAGUCCAGCAACCCCAUGAGCGCCAUCCACGUGGACUUGCCAGUUGGCAACCAGAGCGCUGAGGCAGAGAUUCACUUGAGUCCUGUUGCUUGCCUUUCUUGCAGGCUGGACAGUUUGCUAGGUGGUUGA
Effrenium voratum is the source of this 510-nucleotide messenger RNA. The record is from the annotation of a GenBank genome assembly. Lineage: Eukaryota; Dinophyceae; Suessiales; Symbiodiniaceae.